CCCAGCUGACCGUGUUUUCAUCAAUCUUCCUGCUGCCUCAAUCGCAAUCGUCUGCUGCCGGAAUUUUUACGACGAAAACGCGUUUGUGAUUUAUUGACGACACGCACGACUGAAGUCCUCUUUUCAGAUUUUAUACUUGACCAGUUGACUUCAGAAACGAAGAAGAUGUCCAAUUCCGCAAGUCCCAGAACGACGCAAACACCAAACAUCGACUACGGUCAAUACCAGGAGACUGUAACAGAGAAACUGAAGAGGAAGGCUGUCAAUGAACCGUUCGUUCCGCUUGGUCUCACCGCAUUGGUUGGUGCUUUGGUGUGGGGCGCAGUCUCAUACAAGCACAGAAAGGGAAUGUCGACCUCCAUAUACCUGAUGAGGCUCCGUGUCGCUGCGCAGACGUGUGUAGUGGGCGCCAUGACCAUCGGAGCGGGAUACACAAUGUUAAAAGACUCCAAAAAGAAGGACUAAGAAGUAUGCACCCUAGCGCUUUUUAUCCUAUUUGAAUGCCUGCCAUAGAUAUACUUUUUAAUUGAGUCACGAACAUGGUGUUUUAAAAACAAUAGUUGGCCAGUACAUGUAGUAAUGAACCCUUAUGCACUGACGCCAUCACAAGUGCAAUGGAAGACACACAUCUGCGUACGCACAGUGCACAGGAUGGGCCAAUGAGCAACCUUGACCUCAAAACGAGGGCGCCCUAUUCUAAUGACGUCAUAUGCAAAAGGUCUAUAGUUACCAAAGUACGUGUAUCAGAAACUUUUUCAAUAUUUUUAAUCAUGUAGAAAGUUUUACUUCGCUUACCACAAAAGUGGUUUAAAAUAUUCAUACAUUUUUAAAGACAGUCGACACUAUUGGUAAUUGUCAAAGACUAGUGUUCACAGUUACAUGUAGUGUAUCU
Messenger RNA from Asterias rubens (European starfish), 892 nucleotides. Its product is annotated as HIG1 domain family member 1A, mitochondrial-like. The record is from RefSeq and is a predicted model, not a curated record. Lineage: Eukaryota; Metazoa; Echinodermata; Asteroidea; Forcipulatida; Asteriidae. The coding region runs from base 166 to 465 and encodes 99 amino acids. Gene Ontology annotation, biological process: mitochondrial respirasome assembly. Gene Ontology annotation, cellular component: mitochondrion. The transcript is spliced from 3 exons.